AUGUCUGUUAGGAGAAAAACAUUAGCUGCGGUGACUGGCUCUAUGCCGCCACCACCUCUGCAAUUCUCAGGCUCUCAACGUGGAGAUCAGCCUCCACCUUCUUCUGUCGCAGUUAUUGUCCAGAAUUUAUCAAAAAAUGGAAGUGGUUCCUCUCGAAUGGUUGAUCGCGACACAUUUCAGCAGUUACUGGCAGAAGUAAUGGGAACAGAUGGGGACCCUUCAGAUGCAAGCCUCGAAGACAAUGUGAGGAUAAACUACAAAGUUGUGGAAGUGGUCAUGGAAGCUGGAAUCAGCGUCCUAUUAAAUGGGGACCCUUUCGCUUCUACCAGCGAUUUACUGCUUCAAGCAACGAACAGCCUACUUGUGGUGCGGUUAACAAUUCAAAGAUCACCACAGGUGCUAUUUUGUCAACCACCUGUUGAGCAUGCUGCCGAACCGAAUCAACCAAUACUGUUCUUAUGGUUAUUGCCUAGAUUGUUUCCGCUUCUUGGACACAAAGUUGCAGAAAGCAUAAAGCUAGAACUAAUACAGACAAUAGAAGCUAUCCUUAUAGCUGCAGCGAAGGAGUCUGAGGCGUGGAAAUAUCUGACAACGGUGAUGGGGUACUGUCGGAGCUGUAUUACUUGUAUCAUCGAUUCAUUCCAUAGCACCGCGAAAAUCACCGCUGCUAUGUCCAAUUCCUUUAGGCUGGAGCUUCCAGACGAAGACUUUUCGAUCAAUCUAUCACAACUACCCACAAAUUCUCCCCCAGUGAUGCACCAAUCCCUCAGAUUUGUUAUUAAGGAUCCAGAAAACGCAGCUUGCGUAGCCAUUCAUCUUUUUGCUGUACUGUCCAGGAUUUCUACUUCUAGCGAUGAUAUUCCUACACUAAGAACCGCCGCGGACAAUUACUUGGGGUUCUUGCAAAACAUCUCAAAGCUAUGGAAAAGUAUGAGAAUUUGGGAGUCUAUUCCGAUGUUGCAGUCAAAAGUUUCUAGAAUCCGCAUCAAUAUUUUGGAGGCAUUAGAGAGUUCCCUGGGUCAAAUACCAAGAUCGCAAUAUGGGACAAUAAAAUGCGAUAAUUUAUGCCUGCUUAUAGUACGGUGUGCUAGUGAGACUUUGGGCCAACUGGUGGAACAAGCAAACCAACCCACAGAACUUGUUCUGGCAAGUGUAUUUCUUCGAGUCUUAUUAGUCGCAGGCGAUGCACUCUCGGUUGAUGAACUUUUGAGGGAGCAGGCCCUUCCUGUGGCAUUUAAAACUAUGAAUAAUGAUAUAACAUGGGAAAUUAUGGAUCGCGAUCUUCAAAUGGCAGUAAUACGUCUUGUCCUCGAUGUUUCUAAAGAUCCCGAGAUUACAAGAAAAGCGAGAUCUCUCUUACAACCAGGUACAGAAAGGGGAUGGAAUUUUAGAAACAAAAAAUUACAGGAGGAGGCCGAUCGGCUCAGGACCAUUGAAAUAUCAGAAUAUUUGCAGAAAGACAAUAACGGCGGCCGUAGAAAACGUCCUAGGCUCAUGACAAAAGACGAGUUGCCCAGUGUGGAAACCCAUCCUUUGGUAUUAGAGACAUUCCGUCUUCUGGGGUACCAAGGGGCAGCUGGUCUACAAGGAUUGAGCACGGUGGUGUUAAGAGACGCUUUCAAUAAAAUUGAUGAGGAUGAUCAAUGCACUGUUGUUCAAUCUCUUGGGCUCAUCUCUUGUAUCUUGGCCGGAAAUCUGACCGAGGGCCCAGAGCUUGAUCAAAGGAACUUGCAGUCAGCUAGAUCAUAUGCUGAUGAACGCAAUGAUGUUCUAUUCACAGUUUUGGAGGUUCUUCAGAAACUGGAUAACUUCCGGGGUUCUUCAAGAGUGAGGGUGUGGGGCUUGAUGGGUAUAAGACGGAUUUUGAACCAUACAAGAAAUUUAAAGCAUCUGAGCUUAUUUGGGGCCUUUGGGAAAUGUUGCUUUGAAUCAUUGAAGAGUUCAAGAAGGGAAAUUAGAAUUGCUGCAGGACGAACGUUGCCAUCCUUUGUCGGGUUUAGUCAUGAUGAAGGACUUCUGAAAGAGAAUAGGAUAGAAAUCCUUCGUUAUUUACGAGCAAAGUCGAUGAGUGAUGAGCUGCAGUAUCAGGAGACUUUUGUUUUGGCUUGGAGCCAAAUAGGGAGAGUAUCGGCAGGAUCGGAGCUAAAUUUUUCACUGAUACGGCUGGUAGAGUAUCUUGGGCAUGCGAAUUCGUUCAUAAUCGGGGUCGCUUACAACGAAAUCCAAUUCCUUGCAGAAAUACAUGAUGUAUCGCCUAAGCAGUUAUUCACACAAUAUUGGCGCAGCAUCAGCGCAAGUGUUGUUAAACAGCUACAGUCCAAACCGCAGAUUGCUGGAUACCUUUCAGAUAUAUUGGGGAUCACUGUAGACGACUUCCUGGGGACCACUCAAACAUAUACACUGCCUUACAUGAUACUGUGGAAACGGGUAGAAAUAGUUGAAAGGGUUGCACAGGCAUGUGGUAAGAGUGCUUGGGUUGUAUGCCAUGAAAAUAUGACCUUUAUUCUUUCUGUUCUUCUUGCCCAAGACGUGGGAGAUAUUGAACAAACGACAAUGGCUCUACUUAUAAAUGCUUCAGAGAAUUUUAAGUCAUGCUCAUUGAGGGAGCUGGUAAGACCUGAGAAAAUCACUCUUGCAACUGAACUGCUGAAGGCUGCUGGCGAUGCAGACCAAGAGAAUAAGGAACCGAUAUAUAGGGCACUCGCAUUGGUAGCUGAGCUUAGUCGAACAACCAAAUCGGCCGAGAGCAAGGAAGCACCCUUAGACGAAUUUUUCAAAUUAAAUGUUCUCGGAAUAUUCACCGAGUUCAUGACAUUGUUAAAAGAAGCACCUACCCCGAUGGUAGAAAAAAUUCGUAUUAUAAAAGCAAUUGAAGAGAUGGUUAUAUUGGCCGGGGGGUAUAUAAGUGGCGCACUACCACAAAUAUGCGCCUGUUUACAAUCAGCACUGGAAACCGAACAAUUGCGGACAAGCGCUUUAUAUGCUUGGAGUGCAAUCAUAACGACCUUGCCGGCAGAAGUAAUCAGUCCAUUGCUAGUUCAAACUUUCUCAGUGAUAUUGCAAUACUGGAAUGAUUUUCAGGACGAUGCAAGGAAGAGAGCCCAAGAAAUUAUUACACACUUUUUCAAUAAAUAUUCCCGGACUAUCGAAAAGGAUGUUGGCAUGAUUCCUUCUUUGGCAUUGAUACCAUCAUCUUCGCAUUUUGAAACACAACUUAAAGAAUGGAGAUGUUCCAUUGAUGUAAAACAACGUUUCGACCUUCUUUCACGGCGAUGUCGCCAUGAAAAUGUGGCUGUUGUAGAACAGGCAUUGAUUGAGUUAACAGGGUUCAUCAGGGAAAACCAAGCAUUUAUACAUACAGCGGCGAUAAACGAACAGCCUGACGAAGUGGUUCCUCAGUUAAUAAGGACACUUUUGGAUGUUGUUGUUGCAUUCAAAAACACGGAUUUAAACUCUAAUCCUAAAGUUCAGCUGAAUAUCCAGCGCCUUUGUGCCGAAUCACUCGGCCUGAUAGGAGCCGUGGAUCCGAAUCGUGUGGAAACAACUCGAGAGAUACGCGAUAUGAUGGUCUUACACAACUUCGAGAAGGCAGACGAAACUGUUGAAUUUGUUGUUUUUUUCCUGGAGGAGAAGAUUGUAAAGGCAUUUCUUUCAGCUACUGAUACGAAAGUCCAGGCUUUCCUCGCAUUUGGAAUGCAAGAGCUACUAAGAUUUAUCGAAGUAGGAGUUGAUGUCAGUCGCAGUCGUGGUGCACGAGUUCCUCAUUCUACAGUCGCAGCUGAAAGAUGGGCAUCCUUUAGCACAACAGCCCGGAGUGCUCUGACGCCGUUUCUGGGAUCUAAAUAUAUUCUGCAGCAGAAAGCCCAGGUUUCAUCCUGUUCGUACCCAGUUUUCUCUCUGAACAAGACGCAUCGCAGCUGGCUUCAUUUAUUACUUAUGGAUUUGUUAUCGAAGGCUAGAGGAGUGAAUGCUGAAGGUAUAUUUUCGACAUGCGGUCGGAUGUUAAAAGGCCAGGAUAUCUCUAUAUCUCUGUUUCUGUUACCAUUUGUCACAUUGAAUGUCAUCAUUGCGGGAGAAGACAUUGAUCGGAAAAAUAUUGCCAGCGAAAUAUUGGCCGUACUACGACCUACGGAGGGUUCAGAAAGCAUUAUGGCUUCAGAAAAUCUUAAGCAGUGCACCGAGACGGUUUUUCUUCUCAUAGACCAUUUAACAAGGUGGCUACGCGAUAAGAAAAAAUUAAAUUCAUCGCUUCAAGUUCAACGGGCAAGGCAACAAAAUCGUCACGUUGCUUUAGAAGACGAUACUGGGAAAGAUAUUGCUGUCGACCGGGUCGAAUCAGUCCUUUCUGUAAUACCUCCAGACAUGAUGGGCAUACGUUCAUUUGAAUGCCAAUCCUAUGCGAGAGCACUUUUUUAUUGGGAACAACACAUUCGCCAGAAAAGAGACACUGCAAGUGAAGAUGAGAUGACGCCUUUAUAUGAGAGGCUGCAGCAUAUAUAUACUCAGAUUGACGAGCCAGACGGAAUCGAAGGCUGGAAGAUGGACAGCUGCACAGAGUUGAGUCCGGGCAACAUGGCUGAUGGCAUGAUGGCCAACUCCCAAAAUCCCCACCCAAGGAUACUAGAAUUUGCCAUAGAAGCCUCCUGGAUUUCUGGCAAAUGGGACGUGUUAGAUAAAUAUCUCAUGAGGUCGGAGGGCUCGAUAGAAUCGUCUUAUGAAAUCAAAAUAGGUAGCGCUUUAUCUGCAUUGCGCAAGCAGGACACGGAUACAUUUGCAAAGGAGAUAGCCAGAGCGCGGGAAAAUGUCGUAAGCAGGUUGUCCGAAUCUCUUACGGGGUCUUUACGUCAAUGCCAUGAUUCAAUGGUCAAACUUCAUUCAUUAUCAGAGAUUGAGGAAAUCAGCUUGACACUACAGCAAGGAACCUUUGAUAAAGCAAGUUUUUCGGCAAAUCUAGAGAGGCGUCUUGAUGUGAUGGGGACUUACUCAAAUCAUAAGCAAUACAUUCUGGCCCUCCGCCGGGCUGUAUUCCAGCUUUCCGGUGCCGAAUUAGCUAAGGACAAUAUUGCGUCCACUUGGCUCGCUAGUGCUCGCUUUGCGAGGAAGGCAGGUCAAAUACAUCAAUCAUUCAAUUCGGUUCUCCAUGCCUCAAGACUCGGUGCACCACUCGCGACCGUAGAACAUGCAAAACUAUUGUGGCACGAAGGCCAACAUCGGAAAGCUAUACAAAACCUUGAGGGGGCAAUUUCUUCAAACAUGAUACAAACUAACGACUCUAUCACUGAGACUAUACAAUCUGGAAAGAACCAACCUCAGAAUAUUGUCUCAGCGAAAGCUAUUCUUUUGCUAGCAAGGUGGCUGGAUGGGGCAGGUCAAACUCAUUCAAAAGAGAUCAUCUCGAAAUACACCAAGGCAUCAUCAUACUUUGUUAGAUGGGAGCAAGGCCAUUACUUUCUCGGACGGCAUUAUAAUAAGCUUCAUGAGGCCGAGAAGGGGAUUGCGCCACUUAAUCAAAGCCAGCCCUUCUUAAAUGGAGAAACAGCACGAUUAGUCUGCCAGUCUUACCUUCGUGCUCUUGCAUUCGGGACAAAAUAUAUAUUCCAGACAAUGCCUCGAGUAUUAACCCUUUGGCUAGAUCUAGGUGAGAACCAGGAAUUGGGAGAAGUUCACGGGAGCGCGGAUUUCAGAAGUCAUAUUUUAAGAGAGAGACUCAAGAAUUUGACCAAUCUACACCUCUCGGUACAAAAGUAUAGCGAGAGGCUACCCGCGUGGAUGUUUUAUACCGCAUUUCCCCAAAUAAUAUCUCGAAUUGUCCAUCCUAGCCAAGAGGUCUACACGCAUCUUCAGAACAUCAUUGUAAAGGUUGUUUCAACGCAUCCCAGACAGGCUCUCUGGUCACUUACAGCGGUGUGCAAGUCAACAUCAAGAGAAAGGUCCAGUCGUGGUGCGAGGAUAACCAACAGGAUAAAAGAAAACUAUGCCGCUAAGGGACGGAGAGAAGCAGACAAUGAGUUGAAGAAUUUAAUAUUGCAGUCGCAAAAGCUCACAGAUCAGUUACUGCGUCUCUGUGACGCUGAUCUGCCUUCGAAAGCAGUCGCUAUCAGUUUGACGAAAGACCUUGGAUUUCAUCAUUCCGUAGCACCUUGUAUGCUUGUGGUACCUUUACAAACAGUUCUCACAGUGACACUUCCCCCAACCCCCGAAUCUAUAAAAAUCCAUGUUCCAUUUAAUCUAUCUGCGCCUACUAUUGCAGGGUUUGCCGACGAUGCGGAUAUCAUGUCGUCUUUACAAAAGCCUCGAAAAAUUAAGAUGCGUGGCUCUGAUGGUAAAAUGUAUCCAUUUUUGUGUAAGCCAAAAGACGAUCUACGUAAAGACGCUCGUUUGAUGGAAUUCAACAACAUGAUCAACCGUUUCUUGAAGAAAGACACCGAUUCUAGUCGAAGGCGUUUAUAUAUUCGAACAUAUAUGGUCACCCCUUUGAACGAAGAAUGCGGUCUUAUUGAGUGGGUUAAUAACGUACGACCGCUUCGGGACAUCCUUUUGAAAUCAUAUAAAGCAAAAGGAAUUAUUGUGCAGUACUCCGAAAUUCGUGUUCUUCUCGAUAAAGCCUGUUCAGAUCCCUCGAAGUCUCAUAUAUUUACCGAUUCCGUGCUUCCAAGAUAUCCUCCUGUAUUCCAUGAAUGGUUUGUUGAAAUGUUUUCAGGGCCAGCUGCUUGGUUUGCCAGCAGGGUCGGUUACUCGAGGACCUCAGCAGUUAUGUCGAUGGUUGGGCACAUAUUGGGACUCGGUGAUCGUCACGGAGAGAAUAUUCUCUUUGACGAAACUAAUGGCGAUACUCUCCACGUUGAUUUCAACUGUCUAUUUGAUAAGGGUCUGGGAUUUGAGAAACCAGAAAGAGUGCCGUUCCGUCUCACACACAACAUGGUUGAUGCACUGGGAGUGACAGGAUAUGAAGGCACCUUCCGGAGAACUUGUGAAACGACCCUUAGAGUAUUGAGGAAUAACGAAGACACACUUAUGACAGUUCUAGAAACCUUCCUACAUGAUCCGGCCGUUGAUAUGGUCAAGAAGAAAAAAGCAAAUAUAAAAAUUCCUGAGACGCCUAAGGAUGUGCUGAAGAACAUUCAGAACAAGCUCCGAGGUCUCUUCCAAGGCGAAACUGUUCCGCUGUCAGUAGAGGGACAGGUUCAGGAACUAUUGCGAUCAGCCGUCGACCCGGGUAAUCUUUGUGCAAUGUAUAUUGGGUGGUGUGCAUUCUUGUGA
Morchella importuna is the source of this 7260-nucleotide messenger RNA. RefSeq lists its product as uncharacterized. NCBI's taxonomy places the organism in Eukaryota, Fungi, Ascomycota, Pezizomycetes, Pezizales, Morchellaceae. The record is from RefSeq and is a predicted model, not a curated record. The transcript has 23 exons. Gene Ontology annotation, molecular function: protein serine/threonine kinase activity; protein binding. Gene Ontology annotation, cellular component: nucleus. The coding region runs from base 1 to 7260 and encodes 2419 amino acids. Gene Ontology annotation, biological process: DNA damage checkpoint signaling; telomere maintenance; protein phosphorylation.